AUGAUCAAUGACUAUGUAGUCGAUGGCGACCUCGGCCGCGGCUCGUUUGGCAACGUCAAGCUCGCGCACGACGACCGCACGGGCGAGUGUGUGGCCGUCAAGAUUGUGCAGCGCGAGGCGCCACGGCGCCUGGGCGUGCCGUACACGCCCCGCCAGACGGACGAGCGCCUGGUGCGCGAGAUCCAGGCGAUGUCGCGGUGCCGCCACCCGCAUGUCGUGCAGCUCUACGAGGUCAUCGACGACCCGAACAGCCGGCGCCUCUUCCUUAUCCUCGAGUACAUGCCGGGUGGCGCGCUCGUGUGGCAGGACGCGCUGCAGCGGCCGGCGCUGUCCUUCAACGAUGCACGCUACAUCCUGCGCGGCGUCGCCGAAGGCCUCGCAUCGCUGCAUGCGUGCGGCGUCAUCCACCGCGACAUCAAGCCGGCCAAUAUCUUGCUGUCCGAGGACGGCGUGCCCAAGAUCUCCGACUUUGGGUGCGCGUACGUGCGCGCCGGGCGUGGCAGCGCGGACGACCUCUCGAGUGCGACGGACCCGCUGCUCGCCCGCACGUUUGGGACGCCGUCGUUUUUUGCUCCAGAGCUGUGCCGCGAUGCCGCUCAGGGGCCCCCCGUGACCAAGGCCAUCGAUGUGUGGGCGCUCGGCGCGACGCUGUACUGCCUGCUGUUCGGGCGCCCGCCGUUCUGGGCGGACACCGAGUACCUGCUCCUGGAGAGUAUCAUGCACGACGACUUCGCCCUCCCUGCUACGAUGGGCAUCGAUGGCCGGCCCAUCGGGCCUCGCGCGCCGCGCUGGCCGCCGGUCCACGCGGACCGGGGCGCAGAUGCGCCGGCGCCGGCGCCGGUACCGGCGCCUCGGAGCGAUGAGGCGGAGAUCACGGCGCACCUGCUCGACCGCCUGCUCGAGAAGGAUCCACGCUCGCGCCUCACACUCGACGAGGCGCUCCUGCACCCGUGGCUCGCUGCCGGCCCGCCGUCGCGCGCGUCCUCCGACGAGCGGAUCACGCUGCAGCGCACCGCGUCCGGUCGCUCGGUGGCGCAGCCGAAGCUGGGCGACUCGUCGAGCCGCCGAGCGCCGUCUGCCAUGCUGCCAUUGCAUUCGAUACCCACUACAUAA
Messenger RNA from Malassezia sympodialis ATCC 42132, 1113 nucleotides. Its product is annotated as serine/threonine-protein kinase. The record is from RefSeq and is a predicted model, not a curated record. Gene Ontology annotation, biological process: protein phosphorylation; intracellular signal transduction. NCBI's taxonomy places the organism in Eukaryota, Fungi, Basidiomycota, Malasseziomycetes, Malasseziales, Malasseziaceae. Gene Ontology annotation, cellular component: cytoplasm. Gene Ontology annotation, molecular function: protein serine/threonine kinase activity; ATP binding.